Messenger RNA from Tachysurus fulvidraco (yellow catfish), 2945 nucleotides. Its product is annotated as inactive all-trans-retinol 13,14-reductase-like. The transcript is spliced from 12 exons. The coding region runs from base 84 to 1922 and encodes 612 amino acids. Gene Ontology annotation, molecular function: oxidoreductase activity. The record is from RefSeq and is a predicted model, not a curated record. NCBI's taxonomy places the organism in Eukaryota, Metazoa, Chordata, Actinopteri, Siluriformes, Bagridae.
GAAAUUUCUUCUGUUGUUCUGCUUAUUAUUAUAUAAAACACAUGGUUCUUCUCAGGUGAAGCCUUACUGAGUCUUAAGUUGUGAUGUGGUUCCUGGUGCUGUUGGUGUGGUUUCUGGUUUGGGCCGGCGGUACUUACUGGUUCCUGUUUGGCAAACCCAGCCCUUUCUCACUGGAGUCCGUUAGACCGCCCGGACCUUUAGAGAUGGACCAGAAGGAGAGAUCUAAAAUUCUGAAGCAAGGCUUCAGGAAAGAGAAGGUUCCAGAGAAUCUGGACGCCAUCGUGAUUGGGAGUGGCAUCGGUGGCAUGACGGCGGCAGCUACACUGGCCAAACUAGGCAAGAGAGUGCUGGUGCUGGAGCAGCAUGACCAGGCUGGAGGCUGCUGCCACACUUUUACAGAGAAAGGGUUUGAGUUUGAUGUAGGAUUGCAUUACAUUGGUCAGCUCCAUGAGAACAGUCUGUUUAAGAUCAUUAUGGACCAGAUCACAGAAGGACAACUACAGUUUGUGAAACUGGACAAGCACUUUGACACUUUAGUGAUAGGUAGUGGAGAGAAAGUCAGGAAAUACACAAUUUACAGUGGCAAAACUGAGAUGGAGGAGCAUCUGAAAGCACAGUUCCCUGAUGAUACCAAAGCUGUAGAGGAGUUCUUCAAAAUCAUGAAGAUCUCAGCCAGGAAGACACCAUUAUUGGCUGCACUGAAGUUGAUUCCUCAGUGGAUAGCACUGUUCCUGCUUAAAAGUGGCAUUGCUGAUUUCUACUCCCCCAUCUUCCGCCUUGUAGGCACUGAUGCCACUACACUUGCCAACAGUCUGACCUCCAACAAGGACCUCCAAUUAAUCUUCAAUUAUGUUUUCUAUGGUGUUCCACCGAAAGAGUGCAGCAGUGCCAUUAAUGCUUUGCUGUUGCACCACUACAAGCGUGGAGCAUACUACCCAAAAGGUGGCGCCAGUGAAAUCCCAUUCCACAUCACUAAAGUCAUUCAGAAAUACGGUGGACGUGUGCUGGUCCGUGCUCCUGUAAAUCGCAUCCUGCUUGAUAAUAACGGAGCUGCGUAUGGCGUCACUGUGAGAAAAAACCAAGAGGACGUGGAAGUGCGGGCUCCUGUUAUCAUCUCCAACUGUGGAGUCUUCAACACCUUUCAGAAACUUCUUCCACCACAUAUACAAACCAAACCAGAGAUUCAGAAGAGACUGAAUGUGAUGAGACCUGGACGAGGAUGUCUUUUAGUGUUCUCGGGUUUCGAUGCCACACAGGAGGAGCUGGGCAUCAAAUCCAACAACACGUGGCUCUUUAAGUCUAAUGACAUGGAUGCCAUGAUGGAUGAGUACUUCAGUCUGGAGAAGGAGGAAGCUCCAGAUAACAUUCCUAUGGCGUAUUUUACAUUUCCAUCUGCCAAAGAUCCCACGUCAAAGAUCCGUCACCCAGGUAAAUCUUGCAUGACCAUGCUGAUAAUGGUCAAGUAUGAAUGGUUUGAAGAGUGGAAGGACACUCCAGUAAGGAAAAGAGGGGAUGACUAUUUAGCAUACAAGAUGAGAUUUGCCAACAAUCUCUUCGACUGGGCCUGCAGCCAGUUCCCGAAACUGAGAGACAAGUUGGUAUUUCAGGAGGUCUCCACUCCAUUAACAAACUCACACUAUCUUGGUUCUUACCUCGGAGCCAUGUCCUCAGCUGAGCAGAACUUGGAGCGCUUCCAAGCAGAGGCCAUUGCCAGAAACCGCUGUGAUACCCCUGUCAGAAAUCUCUUCAUGUCAGGUCAGGACGUGUUUAGCUUUGGUAUUGCAGGUGCAUUACAUGGUGGCCUUCUAUGUGCCACCACAGUGCUCAAACAGAUUGUGUACAUUGACCUCUUGAAGAUGAAGAAGAAGCUGAAGAGGAAGAAAGCAGGAGGAACUGCUGAACAUGUCAAAAAGCUGCAGUGAAUAAGAAUGAAAUGCUACAGUCACUUAGAGAAGCAACAAUCUGCUAAUUAGUGGCAGAAAUUAAUGUGUUUUAAUUAGCAACUAGUAAACGAACGAACGAACGAACGAACGAAUUGUUUCAUUAAUGAAUAUAUUUUGUUACUUGGUUUUAUUUUAAACCUAUGUAUAAUGUCAUUUUACUCCUGAUGCCUAUAGACUUCAGGUCACAAGUCUAGAUUUACUUUAAUUCAUACUUGUAAUGUUUUAAUGACAAAAAAAUUCAACAAACAAAAAUAGUUUAAAAGAGAUUUUGUGACUUAAUUAAAAAAAAAACCCUGAAUAAGAAAUUAAUGUAAUGAACUUAAUAAUAACAAAUGUAUCAUAUGCAAUAUGUUUAUAUGACCACCUUAAUCAUUAAAUAUAAUUCAUGCAUAGAUUUCAUUCAUAUUUAAUAACAUUGCCAAGAAAGAUUACAAUCGUUAUUUCCACCCAUGACUCUAACUUUUUUAAUAUAUUUUUUGAGUUUUCUCAAAUAGCUAACUAAUAAAACAUGCCAAUAGAAGUCACUGGUGAAUCUAAACCAGGGGUCGGCAACCCGCGGCUCCGGAGCCGCAAGUGGCUCUUUCAUCCCUUUGCUGCGGCUCCCUGUAGAUUUGGAAAAUACAAAUUUUAUUUUAUUUUAUUUUAGUUAGUUCGUUUUUUAAAAAAUGUAAUUCUAAAUUCUAAGAUUAUGAUGCUCUUGUAACAUUAAAAUAAAUCAUGUUAAAUUUUUUUGUCGCUCAAAAUAUGCGUCAUAACUGCCGACUUGCGAAAUUGAAAAUUCCAUUCAAUUCAGAUCAAGCUUUUCAAACCCAGGUAGGCAAACAUGGAUAAAUGCAAGAAAAGAAAUGUUUCUGAAGAAAACAAAACAUUUAAUGAGAUGUGGACAGAUUAAUUUGCUUUUACUGCUGACGAGAGAAAGCUUCCCAAUAUGCCUAAUAUGUGGUAUUUUUAUUUUCUGUUAUUUUUGUUUGCCUGCAGAAAUAAAAUUUCAUUUACCCUGUA